CCUAAACGAAUGGUGGACUUCAGCUUUAUGACGGUGUGUCAGUCCUAGCUCGGCUCCCUUCAAGCGUGAAGCAACCAACGAUGAGGAGCCACACACUCGCCGUCGCUGUGGGAGUGCCUCGUUCUCUGUUGCUUGUCUGUGUCCUGCUGUGCCUGGCCAAAGGUACCGAAAGACGCCCAGAUGCAAGCACUGUGCAAGCCACACGUGUGUUUUCCUAUCACCCUCUGCUUGCCUGCUUCACUGCCUGCAGGCGCCCUCUGUGCCGAUGCUGCCAACCCUGACCAUGUGAGCGCCACGACACACCCACACGCCACAAAGAUCAGGCUCGGAAACGAGUGUCUGUGUUCGAGACUUGGACUGACGGUGACACACACCUCUCUCUUUGCCCUUCUCUGUCUGUCUGUGCGAAUCAAUCAGGGUAUUCCUCGUUGUGUGCAUGGUGUUGUGAGUGGCGUGUGUCUUGACAACGACGAGCGGACGUAUGGUGAGGUCUAUGAGGCGUCCGAGGGCGACCCCUCCGAUGUGGUCUUUGCCGCCACAUCCGUCACUACCGACGACCGCUACCUCAGUCCCGCCAGCGUGGCUUUCGACCCUCCUACUCUCGUCCUCAUGGAGAGGUCAGUCAGUGAGUGAAGGAAGGGCACACCGAGAGCGCGACUGCAAACGCAAAACGGGAUUCUGUGUGUGUUCGUGUGUGACAGGCCGAUUUGUAUCCCGGUGUGGGAGACUGUUCGCUUGACCAAUCGGCUCGAGGAGGACCUACACAUAUUCUCUGUAGAGGUGCGCAACCCACACACACACACAGAGGACAUCACCUAGACAGACCCACGAGGUAAAACUCUCCCUUCCUUGCUCGUUGUCUGUCUCAGGCCGACGAUCCGGCGGUUCAUCCGUCUGUGAUGAAGCUGGAGGUGUUGGGGCCUGGCGACAGCACCACUGUGCAGGUGCUGGUGGUGCCGCUGCAAGUGGGGAGGAUCGACGCCACACUCACUUUCAGGACAAACGCGGGACCGCUCGUCUACCAUCUGACUGCAGAGGUGACUUACACGGGGAGGGAGGGAGGGAGGGAGGGAGGCGGGUGUGUGGUUUGACGUCGGUGUGAGUGUGUCCCACCCACCACCACCAUGUGUGUGUUCCCCUCUCUCUGCCUGGCCUGCAGGCGAUAGAGAAUGCGUAUUGGGUUGAGCCGAUUGUGGCUGAGAGGGUGCCUGUCGGGGUGGCGUUCAGGCCGAGAGUCCAGAUAUACAACCCUUAUGAUGAAGUAAGGCGAGUCGCCUCAGCCAACACACACACAAGCCUUGAUUCAUGGCAACCUUGUGCUUAUGUUAUGCUCUGUUGUGUGUCCCCUCCAUCCAUCCUUGAAUAUGUCAGCCCAUGCGAGUGCAGGAGAUUUUCACGACAGAGGGCUUUCUCCAGCUGGUCUUGCCCGAGCAGGUUGUGGGCUCACUGGGUCUCUCAUCGCGGCAGCUGGACUCCCUCAACAUGCUGAGCGAGCCGCCGCCGCCAUCCAACGGCCACAAACCGCCAUCGCACCCGCUCACGCCGCCCACACAAACGCUCGAGAGCAUCGGCAACCCGGCAUACCCCACGGGGUUCGCCUCUCUUGAGAACUCCUUGGCGUCUCUCGCGUCCUUCUCGCCCUUUGUGGACGGCAGCAGCGACCCGCGUUCGUCGCCCGCCAUUGCUGCCCACCCGAUUGGUGACGGGUCGCAGCAAAUCGGGGACAGCGAGCCACUCGAGACAUUAGAAGAGGCCAGGGCAAGGACAGAGGGCCAGCAAAGGCAUGAAGGCAGGAGACGGGCAGAUGAGGAGAGUGGUGUGGGUAAGGGAGAGGGGGAGAGGGAGAGGGAGGGGGAGAGGGAGGGGGGCGGGUUGGGGGAGUCAACAGCAGCAGCAGAGGGCAGCAGCGGCAAUGGCAGUGGUGCCAACGUGGUGUACCAGUCGCUCCGUGUGAGUGACCGGGGAGGGGGGGACGUCAACGGGGAGUGGGGCAGGCUGGCCGAGAAGAGCUGGACCAUUCCCGGGCACGGCAAUCGCACCGUCAUCCAGCUCAACUUUGUCGGACAAAAGGCCGGACAUUACAAAGGUGCCUUAGGCAAGGCAACACACCAGCCGCAACACACUCAGCACAUCUAUUGUCCGUCUGUCUCUCUGUCUGUCUGCACAGGUUUUGUGCAUGUCAAGACGGAUCGCGAGACGAUGCUGGUGCCGGUGAGCAUCGAGUGCGUGCAGGAGGAGGGCGGGGGGCUGCAGAUUUCCCCCGAAGAGCUCGACUUCCAGACGCUCGUCUCAAGGCAACAGGCCAGGGUCAUGUCGCUCUUCGUUGCCAACGCUUCGCCAUACCGUGAGCAACGAAGCCCCAUAUAUAUGCACCCCUGUGUGUGGACGUAUGUUAUGUGGGGUGUGUGUUCGGCAGCUGUGUCGUUGACCAAGCUGACUCAGCCAGCCUACCAGAACGAUUCGCGGCUGAUUUUUCACUUUGAUCAGAAUGUGAUGGUGCCGCCGGGACAGACAAUAAGGUAUGGUAUGCCACACGCACACAAGCCAACGACACGACGCCCCGCCCCGCACACACACUCCACGCUGUGCUUGUGUGCGCGUGUCAUGUGUGCAGGUACGCGAAGGUGACGUACAUGGCGAGCGAGGAGGGUGACUUCAGCGGCACUGUGCUGCUGCACACCAACGCCACAUCGGCCGUCUUCGCAGCCAAGAACGCCACUACCCCCACAGUCGCAGUGGCCUCAGCAGGAGGAGGCAGCAAAGGCGGCAAGAAGACCACCAAGAGCUCAGGCAUAUUCGAGAUACCAUACAGGGUCAGAAAUAAGAAAGGCAUAGAGGAGACAUGUGUUGUGUGGAUGAGUGGGAUGGGGAUUGGGUUGUGUUGGCUGCACUGCAGGCGCGUGUGGUGUUUGGCUCCCUGGGUUUCUACAACGAGCAGACCAAGUUCACCUGUCCGGCGCACUGGCUGCCGCCGCACUGCAACGUGACGCGCCAGAUCUCCAUCAGCAACUUCUUCCACCUGCCCGUCAAGAUCCUGGGGGCGCGCAUCACCGACCCCUCCUUCGAGAUAUUCGACUUCAAGAAGGACACCACGCUCAUCUCUCGGGAGUCCUUCGAGAUUCUGCAGCUGCGGUUUAGGCCACAGACGCGGCGGCAGCUGUAUAAGACCGACCUCGAGCUCAUCACCAAUAUCACCAACGUCAAAAUACCCAUCAAGGUGGGUGUGAUGUGAUGCGGACACAUGGACACAGAUGCGAUGCGUGGAUGGGAUGGAUACGCCGUUUGCCAUGCUGUCUUGCUGUAUGUGGUGUGUUGAUUGAUGUGGUGUAGGUCUACCACGGUUUGUUGUAUUGCCAGACGGCCGACGAGGCGAUGCAGGAGUGCUGCUUCAACGACAGGAGCAGGCACAUUGACCUGGGCACCAUCGGGGCCGGCGAGCGCACCAAACAGACCUUCAACCUGUCCAACCCCAACCCCAGCAACGUCACCAUCGAACGAAUCACAUCAGAAGACCCUUCAGUGUCACUCACCUUCGAGGUCAGUCAGCAGUGAGGGAGAAAAGAAAGGAGCCUCCAAAUAGAUAGAAACCCAUACAGACCCGUUCGCCACAUGUCUUAAUGUUGUUCAGGGGCUGCUGGGCAACGGCUGGUCUCCGUUGCGUGCGGUGUUCGGUCAGCCGCUGUCAGAGCUUCUGCCGCUGACUCUAGGCCCCGGCACUCGCAUGCUCAUCAACGUUCACGCACAGGCGCCAUACGGCAUAUCGCACCCACCGAGAGACUUUGCUGUCAACCUCACCACCGACGCCGCAGAAAUCAUCACGGUAAGGCCGGCUGGGCCUUGUAGGGACGCGUGUGUCUCUCUGUUGGUGUGUGGUGUCUGCAGCUGAAUGUGCGCUAUGAGAGCGUGUCUGGUGCUCUGUCUGCGAUGCCGUCGCUGCUGAGGUUCGAGGCAUCGUUCCCUGGGAGAGUCCAGAGCAAGGUGAGCAAACAAACUCCCGGACAGCGUAGCGUCAGAUUACACUGCACCUCUUCUGUGUGUCGACCGAUCGCUGCAUCGCAUCGCCUCAGGUGUUGGCUGCCCGGUCGACAUUUGAGCGUCCGCUGCAGAUCCACGCCAUCCGCUCGACGGACCCGCGCAUCGUGGUGGAGCCCCUCAAUCGCACCGUCACCCUCAAACCUCUCGCAAAGACAGAUCUUGCUAGGGUUUACUUUGACCCCGCACAAGUCAAUGCUGAAGGUACGCCCCGCCCCGUCCCGCCCCGCAACAUAAACGAUGGAUGGAAAAUAUCAUCAGCUCAUGGACGUGGGAUGUCGUGUUUGUUGUGUGUGUGACUGCAGCAAACUAUUUAUUUGAUCCCACGUUCAAUCUGGAUUGGUCGCAGCCGCUGGACGGCCGAGUCGUGGCGUCGUACAACCAGCGGCAGCGGAUGUGGGAAGAUCUGGGGGCCGCGGGUGCGACCGACAUCAAGGCGCAGCUGCAGUUCGACGCCACGCCCGCCCUCUCGUCCACGGUGCAGGUGCGUGCCUUCCUCAACAAGCCGUCCAUCAUCGCAUCGCAUGCGACGGGCAUGACGCGAGACUACAAGCUCGAGUUUGGCCUGGGCGACAUCGGCGGCAAGGCAACCAGCAAGUUUCUGACGGUGCAGAAUCCAUCGGAUCAGCCGCUUGCUGUGCAGCUUGUACUGCCGCCAAGAUCGCCCUCCCCUGAUGUGCCCCUGGACAGGGGAGGCGUCAACACGCUGGCGCAGCAGACGGCAUGUGGGCCGUGGAAGCUGCCCUCUGAGGCGACGAAUGUGGUGUUCCUCAAGCCGCAGGAGGAGAGGAGGGUGGGGCCCAUCCUGUUCGACCCCCACAACAUCAAAACCUACUCGGCCGUGCUCUACGUCCGCAACAAUCUCACAAUGGUGUGCCCCGUGACACUCACGGGCACAGGAGGCGCCUCGCGGGUCGUCUUCGAGGGGCCGAAUAAGGUCAAGGUCGAUGUGCGGUCGGCGGAGUCGUUCUCGCUCAUGAGUUCAAAGCCCAUCGCCAAAAAGGCCCAGGUGUUUGUCAACGACCAGAAGCUGCCGGCGGAGGUCAGCCGGGUGGAGCUGAGGGGCAAGAUCAAUUGCCGCCCCGUGGGGGCGUCACACGUCCUCUGCGCCCCCCUCACAGCGGCGGAGAAGACGGACCAGAAAAAAAUGGACAGAGAGGCCGGGCAGGACGCCAACGACCUGUUGAUCCGUCUCUACACCACCAACCAGGGGACGCUGGACGUGCCACUCGAGUCUGAUCUGCCGCCGGCCGUCAUCGCACUCAUCCGAUCGGUCCCCUUCAACCCUGCCCACGCCCUCACCUGUGGCUGCACCGUCCUUGCCGUGGUUGUGGGCACUCUCCUGGCAGUCCACCGAUACGCCAGGCCGGCAGUAGUGUGGCUCGUCAAGGUCCUGCCGUAUGCCAAGACCAUCGAGCUCAUCCCAUUUCCGUGGCUGCGUGCAUGGUUUGAGGAGGCCCUGCAGCCAUACCUGCAUCCGCCGCCAAAGGAGAGGCGCGGUGGGGCCGGCCGCAAGAAGAACGGCAAGAAGAGUGAGAAGCUCGUCGCGUCAGAGGAGGAGUCUCCCGUCGCCCUCCCCGCCGACACUUACAGGAGAUGGCUGCCCGCUCGUCUGUGGUCUCGCCUGGUGUGGCGGAGGAGUGGCGACUCGAGCCCCUCGCGCGUCCCCCCGCCAGCACCACAGCCGACACCACCAGUCGCUGCACCUGCAGUGGCCCAGCCGCAGACGGCCCCAGUCGAGGAGACACCAGCACAGGCGAUCUCUCAGACGGCGACUGACGACGUGGCCAAGAAGCCCGCUGACACCAAGAAGGACACCAAGGGCCGCAAGCGGCAUGCGAACAAACAGCAGACGGCGCGCCCGGUCUCUGGGGGUAGCAGCUCUAGCACAAGCGCCACGACCACGCCGACCAGCGUUACCACGACUCCGAGCGGCAUGCGCGACGAGGAAGAGAUCCCCGCGUCGCCCACACCCGAUCCAGAGGUGCCCCCGAGGACGGCAGAGGUGGCAACAACCGAGGCCUCAAAGGUGGUCAAGGGCAAGAAGGACGAGAGGCACAAGGGCGGCAAAGGCAAGGAUGGGACCAACAAGAGACCCGCUGCCACCAUGGGCGGCACGCAUACCUCCAAGUCGCCCAAGGAGAAGAAAGGCCGCGAGGAGGACGCGGGUAACGAUGCUGACGACGAGGGAUGGGCCAAAGUGGAGUCGAAUCGCAAGACGACGGGUCGGGCGGCACCACCACCAACCCCCACGCCCACCCCGCCCCCCUCUGUACCGACCACCACACAGCUCAAGGCGGCGAAGAUCGAGGUGCAAACACGACCGGCGCGGCCCAAGCAAGACGAUGGCAAGAAGAAACAGCAACCGGUUACCGCAGCUACCGCCCCUCCAGUGACCGUGACUACAGCAGAGCCGCCCCGUCUGCCGCUGCCGUCAACCAACACGCCGCCGACCACGGGCAUCCGGAAGCCUUCUUAUCCCUACUAUCCAUCCCUGUCACCGCAGACGCGCUCCGUGGCCACGCCCACGUCCACUGGCGGCAAUGCGACCCCAUCACGCACACCCACACACCAGCAGCAGCAGCAGCAGCAGGCAGCCAGGAGGGGCGGAGUGGUGCCACAACAACAGGCCACACCAACACAGACGACGCCACCAGAGGAGGAAGCAGCAACACGACACAUCAAGAUCCUCCAGCGGCCCAAGAACGCCCCUCCGCCCCCCCAGCAGCGGCCAAUUCACACCGCCAACCUGUCACCCGUUUUCCCGGCCAUCGUGCCCAGCAGCAGCGGGUCAAUCGCAAAGGUUGGCGACACCACCAUGCCCGCAAUACCGCCGCGACCACAAGGCCCGCCGGCCCCGCAGCAGCACCCUAAAGCUGCCGGCAAGGUGGCGACUGACAAGGCACCUGCGGCAAGGCGCGUGACGCUCUCCGUGUGGGACACGCCAGUGGUCCAGCAACGAAAGCAGGAGGAGAGGACGGUGGCCACAAGGCCCGUGCAGCACCUAUCGCUGGAGCAGCAGCACCGAGGCAUCCUGGACGAUCUCCGCACCGCCACGGAGCAGCAGCACGCCGCUCUCGGCCCCAUCGGUCCGUCUGCCAACGUGAAGCGCCCCAGUGUGGGGGUCAUCGGGGCGACUCCAGGUCGAGCUGUCGAUGAGCCUGUCCCGCCCUCUGGUGGCGCCCACGUCGACGCUGGCCUUCGUGGCACCUUCCUGCCGCCGGCUUACCCCUCUGGCCCGUCGCUUUUUUCCGAGGCCAGCCAGGACCUCCUGCCGCAAGUCAAGCCAUUUCCAGGGCUGGGACUGGCCACACACACUAACACCAACACCACCAGCUGGGGGGCGGCCAAGCAGCCAGAGCGGACCACCAUGCACCAGACGUAUCCGUCGAGAUCGCCGUCUACAUCUCCGCUACUGGCCAAGAUGGGCGGCAACGGGCCCUCGGCCUCGCCCCAGGGCUCGCCGGAGAGGCGCGCGUCGUCGGUGGCGCCCAUCCCGAUGUCGCUGCUCGAUUUCAUGGACAACGACAACGAGACAGAGACCGGCACAGGAUACGGCAGGAAGGACACACUCCUCUCUGAUGCAUCGUCCGCCAACGGACAGGGGCAGCCGACGGUACCCGGCACCUCCCAGUCGAUCGGCUCUGACGGCAGCAACAACAAGACCGACUCCGAGUCGUGGAACUUCCGCACCCGCCCCUCCGGCCCGUCGCUCUUCUCUGGCUCGCUGUUCAUGUCGCUCAACUCGGGCCCCAGGCCGCAGCCAGCACCAGUGGACAUGGGUGGUGAGGUGCUCGCUGGCGAAGUGUCCCACACGUCGCCCGACACCCGCACACCUUUCGCCGCCCACUUCCCCUCGGCCAUGGCGGCACCCUUCCACCCGCGCCAGCAGCCAUUGGCUGAGGACGAGAUGCCUGAAUGGGCGAGGAGCGAUGUGACGCCGCAGCAGUGGGAGUGGGGGGCAUAGUGAUGGAAAUGCUACGUGGGGAGUGGUGGGAGGGGGAGCGGUGAGCGUGUAAGCUACGUAAGGUCCCUUGUGCCGGGACAGUACUGAGAGGGGCGGGGAGGGGAGGGGCGGCGCUGGGCAGAGAGGAGAUGAGGGUUGGGGUGCCAUGCCGUGACUGCAGUGUCGUGAGCGAGGUUUGAAUGAAUGGAGGCACGGCUCGAGUUGUCAUUCUGAUUUGAUUUAUACGUCUCGCCGCUGGCUGGCACUGGUGUCUCGGGUCUUUGCCGUCUUGCGUCUGAAGGUCAAGGAUGCUCCCGUUGUUUCCGGUGGGUGUCAUUUUCCUUUGGACGGGCGACUGGAAAGGCCAGAGGCAUCCAGUGCAUCGCAACGCGGCUACAGAAUGCAAAUUCGCUACUUGCCUGAGGGAACGUAAUUGUCUGAGCAUGAAGACAAUGACAACACACAGCACGGCCUGACCUGUGUAGGUCCAAGGGCGUGGCGUAGCGACUGAGAAUAAUGCGUGUCCGUGACUCUGCGUGUGUCCGUGUGCAUGUGUCUGCGGUGCGGUUGGCUGUCUGGGUGGGGCUUUCGGUGGCUGGGUGGCUGCGGGAUGGUAUGGUAAUGCAUGUAUGUGUUGACAUUGAUGUGUCUCGUCGGUCGUGAUGGGACACUGACUGACUGCAAAUGGGAGAGAAAGAAAGCUGCGGCUUUUUAGCGUUAAGACAAGGCCGGCGGACACUCGGGCAGACGCGGGCAAGCGCCGGCAACGCGACAUACACACACCACACACCUAGGCAAUUUGCACCCUGCUCGUGGUGAUACGUUCGGUGUUGGGGGGUCGAUCUUUGUCUGUGAGAGUGCAUUGGGGAACUGAGACCGCAGAGAGAGAGAGAGAGAGAGAGCGGGAGAGCGAGCAGCAGGGUGCACAAAGGGAUGCGCGAGGGGGAAGAGACCAACAGGUAUUUCUUGUGCUUGGUUGUCCCUUGUUGAAACUCUUGAAACCGGCAGACAGACAUGAAUGAAG
Molecule: messenger RNA, 9002 nt
Organism: Vitrella brassicaformis
Lineage: Eukaryota; Vitrellaceae
Source: the annotation of a GenBank genome assembly